Messenger RNA from Rhizophagus irregularis DAOM 181602=DAOM 197198, 1536 nucleotides. Lineage: Eukaryota; Fungi; Glomeromycota; Glomeromycetes; Glomerales; Glomeraceae. The record is from RefSeq and is a predicted model, not a curated record.
AUGGUUAUCUUAUAUUAUCGUUCUCCUUAUUUGCGAAGAAUUUUGUCAACAAAUAAAAAGAAAAAUGAUGGAACUUUGGCACAUAUUAAGUUACCAAAUAUUUUACCCGAAACUUUUCAGAUAAUCUUAAGGUAUAUUUAUAGUGGAGAAAUUUCUUUGAAAGAAUAUGAUACUUCAGAUAUCAUUAAAAUUUUAGUUGCUGCUAGUGAACUUAGUCUUCAAGAAUUAGUCCUUUCUUUGCAAUUAUUUUUGAUUGAAAAUGAAUCAAACUGGAUGGAACUAAAUUUUAACCUGAUAUAUCAAACAGGUUUUGAAAAUAGUUCUUUUUUGGAACUUCAAAAAUAUUGUACUGAUUUAAUAUCCAAAGAACCAGAUAAGAUAUUCAAAUCACCAAAUUUCUCUUCAAUUCCGGAAAAACUUUUGGUCUCACUUAUUCAAAGUGAUAAUCUUCGAAUAGAUGAAAUUCACAUAUGGGAAUAUGUACUUAAAUGGGGUCUUGCUCAAAAUCCGGUACUUCCUUCUGAACUUACAAGCUUUUCAAAAGAGGAUUUCAAUGCUCUGAAGAAUAGCUUGCACCAAUGUGUUCCGUUUAUCAGAUUCUAUAAUUUAACUUCUGAAGAAUUUUCAGACAAAGUAUUACCUUAUAAAAAAAUUUUGCCAAAGGAAUUAUAUAAAGAUUUAUUGAAAUAUUUCUUAAGUCCUAAUAAUCAAUCAAUUAAGGAAUCGAAAAGAAGAUUACAAAAAGAAUCUCUUAAGAUGAAUAUCGUAGAAGAUUCCCUUGAUAACAUUAAUUAUGGUGGCGAAGAAUCAAAAUUUGAUAUUAAAUCUCACCGGGCAACUGAGUUUGAAAAGAAAGAAUCAACUAGGAAAGAGAAAGUCGAGAAUAGCGCACCACAUAUAAAUAUUAAUGCAUUUAGUCAAACGCAAUCGCAAGCAUCUCAAAUAUCCACUGCUUUUGCACAACCCACAUUUGGACAAAGCGGUUUUGGUUUUGGACAACCAAUAUUUGGUCAAUCAGGGUUUGGAUCAUCUUCUUUUAGUAAUAUUACACUCAAAAUUCCAAGUGGAGGUGGUUUUGCUCGUUUUGCAAGAAGCAGCAGCGGUUUUGGCAGUGCAUCAAUUACUUCAAAAUCGGUGUAUGAUAUUAUAUAUAUAUUUUUUAUUUAUUUUUUUGUCUUUAACUCUGUUUAUUAAUAUAAUGUCUUUUUUUAUUGAAGCGAUAAACCACCCAACACAUCGUUAGAUCCAACUUGGUUUCAAAUUCGUAAAUGAAUAUCUUGGAGCUUUUUAUAAUUAUAUCUUUCCCUUUCCAAAUGUGACAGAAGUUAUGCACGUUACAGAAUUUAUUAUGUAUUCACCGGGUAAAUCUUGGUUUUAAAGAAAUACGAAAUUUGGCGGAAUUCGUACAGUACAUUAAAUAUUUCGUUUAUUCACGAAUAUAGUUUGAAGUUGUGAAGACAUAAUGACGAAUGUUUUGCUCAACGAGUUAGCUAAUUCAGAUGAACCCUUUUACCUAUUCAAUACAGCGGAGCGCAG